Molecule: messenger RNA, 2214 nt
Organism: Ochotona curzoniae (black-lipped pika)
Lineage: Eukaryota; Metazoa; Chordata; Mammalia; Lagomorpha; Ochotonidae
Gene: NAALADL1
Product: N-acetylated alpha-linked acidic dipeptidase like 1
Exons: 18
Coding region: 1-2214 (737 amino acids)
Molecular function (GO): carboxypeptidase activity
Source: RefSeq, a predicted model, not a curated record
AUGCAUUGGGCCAAGUGGUUGGGGCUGGUGGUGGGCGCGGUGGCCUUUCUGGGGUUGGGGGUCAUCCUGGGCCACUUCGCCAUCCCAGCCCCCAGCGCUGCGGAUUCCCAAGACCUGGACCUGCAGAUGCUGCGGCGUGUCAUUGGGCAGAUGGAGGCCAGCAGGAUCCGGGAGAACCUGCGGGAAUUGUCCCAGGAGCCACACAUGGCCACCGGCCACAGGGAUGAGACCCUGGUGCAGCUGCUGCUGCGGCGCUGGCGGGACCCGAAGUCGGGCCUGGACUUGGCCGAGACCAACGAUCAUGAGGUGCUAUUGUCCUUCCCCAGGUCGGGGCAGCCUAAUGCCAUCCACAUAGUGAGCCCCACGCAGGGCCAUGUGCACACCUUUCACCCAAAGGAGGAGGACUUGACAGGGGAGCAGUCAGGGCCCGACGUGGUGCAGCCCUAUGCCGCCUAUGCCCCUGCCGGGAGCCCCCAGGGCCUCCUCGUCUUUGCCAACCAGGGAUCCGAGCAGGACUUUGAGACGCUUCAGGCUGCGGGCAUCCGACUCGAAGGCACCAUUGCCCUGACUCGCUACGGAGGCGUAGGCCGUGGGGCCAAGGCCAUCAACGCUGCCAGGCAUGGGGUGAUAGGCCUGUUGGUGUACACGGAUCCAGCUGACAUCAACGAUGGGCAGAGUUUCCCCAACGAGACCUUCCCCUACUCCUGGGGCCUGCCCCCCUCGGGGGUGGAGCGAGGCUCUUAUUUUGAGUAUUUUGGGGACCCUGCAACCCCUUACCUUCCGGCCAAACCCUCUUCCUUCCGCCUGAACCUUGCCAAUAUCACUGGGUUCCCCCCGAUUCCUUCACAGCCCAUUGGUUUCCAGGACGCCAGAAAUUUGCUCUGCAAUCUCAGCGGAUCCAAAGCUCCUGACUCCUGGCAAGGGGCUCUGGGCUGCAGCUACAAGUUUGGGCCUGGCUUCGAGUCUGGCUUUCCAGCAGACAGCCAGGUGAACAUGAGCAUUUAUAACUACCUGGAGCUGAGAAACUCGUCUAACGUCCUGGGGGUCAUCCGUGGGGCUGUAGAGCCAGACCGCUACAUCUUGUAUGGGAACCAUCGGGACAGCUGGGUCCACGGGGCUGUGGACCCUAGCAGCGGCACUGCUGUGCUCCUCGAGGUCACCCGUGUGCUGGGGACCCUGGUGAAGAAAGGCACCUGGCGACCCCGCCGAUCCAUUGUGUUCGGGAGCUGGGGAUCGGAGGAGUUUGGACUCAUUGGCUCCACAGAAUUCACGGAGGAGUUCUUCAGCAGCCUGCAGGAGCGUGCAGUCGCUUACAUCAACGUGGACAUCUCCGUGUUUGCCAACGCCACCCUGAGGGUGCAAGGCACGCCCCCUGUCCAGAGUGUGGUCUUUACGGCAACCAAAGAGGUCCAAGCCCCAGGCCUCAGGGACCUCAGCGUCUAUGACAACUGGGUCCGGCACUUGAACCGCAGCAGUCCAGUAUAUGGCGUGAUCCCCAGGCUGGGCACACUGGGGGCCGGCAGCGACUACGCACCCUUUGUGCAUUUCCUGGGCAUCUCGUCCAUGGACAUUGCUUACACCUAUGACCCGACCAAGACCUCGGCCAGGAUCUACCCCACCUACCACACAGCCUUCGACACCUUUGACUACGUGGAGAAGUUUCUGGACCCUGGCUUUGGCAGCCACCGGGCCGUGGCACAGACGGUGGCCGACGUGAUCCUCCGGCUCAGCGACAGCCUCUUCCUGCCCCUCAAUGUCAGUGACUACAGCGACACCUUGCGCAGCUACCUGCAGGAGGCCCAGAGUGCCCUGGGAGCCCAGCUGGAGCAACACGGCAUCCCUCUAGGGCCUCUGGUAACUGCAGUGGAGAAGUUUGAGGCGGCAGCUGCAGCCCUGGACCAGCAGAUUCAGACCACGCGGCAGGGCAGCCCCAGCCCCCUGCAGGUGCGCAUGCUCAAUGACCAGCUCAUGCUGCUGGAACGUGCCUUCCUGAACCCGCGAGCUUUCCCAGAGGCGCGCUACUACAGCCAUGUGCUCUGGGCGCCCCGCACGGGCUCCACAGCCACAUUCCCAGGCCUGGCCAACGCCUUCGCCAGCGCCAAUGGCACUGAGCCGGGCUCCGAGGCCUGGGCCGAGGUGCAGCGGCAGCUCAGCAUCGUCGUGGUGGCCUUGGAGGGUGCAGCUACCACCCUGAGGCCUGGACCUGGCCUCUGA